Rhinolophus ferrumequinum (greater horseshoe bat) is the source of this 1435-nucleotide messenger RNA. It is a transcript of the gene MAPK13, whose product is annotated as mitogen-activated protein kinase 13. NCBI's taxonomy places the organism in Eukaryota, Metazoa, Chordata, Mammalia, Chiroptera, Rhinolophidae. Gene Ontology annotation, molecular function: MAP kinase activity; ATP binding. The coding region runs from base 97 to 1194 and encodes 365 amino acids. Gene Ontology annotation, cellular component: cytoplasm; nucleus. The record is from RefSeq and is a predicted model, not a curated record. The transcript has 12 exons. Gene Ontology annotation, biological process: protein phosphorylation; intracellular signal transduction.
GGCGCGGACCCGACAGCGGGCGGGCCCGGGUGCUGGGAGCCCGGCGGACCUGGAACGCAGCCGCCGCGCUGGGACAACCGAGAUUGGGUUCGCGGAAUGAGCCUCCCCCGGAAAAAGGGCUUCUACAAGCAGGACGUCAACAGGACCGCCUGGGAGCUGCCCAAGACCUACGUGUCCCCCACGCACGUCGGCAGUGGGGCCUAUGGCACCGUAUGCUCCGCCAUCGACAAGCGGUCCGGGGAGAAGGUGGCCAUCAAGAAGCUUAGCCGGCCCUUCCAGUCUGAGAUCGUUGCCAGGCGGGCCUAUCGAGAGCUGCUGCUGCUGAAACACAUGCAGCAUGAGAAUGUCAUCGGGCUCCUGGACGUCUUCACCCCAGCUUCCUCCCUGCGCAGCUUCCAGGACUUCUACCUGGUGAUGCCCUACAUGCAGACAGACCUACAGAAGAUCAUGGGGAUGGAGUUCAGUGAGGACAAGGUCCAGUGCCUGGUGUAUCAGAUGCUCAAGGGUCUUAAGUACAUCCACUCAGCUGGGGUCAUCCACAGGGACCUGAAGCCGGGCAACCUCGCUGUGAACGAGGACUGUGAGCUGAAGAUCUUGGAUUUUGGCCUGGCACGGCUUGCAGACACCGAGAUGACUGGCUACGUGGUGACCCGCUGGUACCGGGCCCCCGAGGUGAUCCUCAGCUGGAUGCACUACAACCAGACUGUGGACAUCUGGUCUGUGGGCUGUAUCAUGGCAGAGAUGCUGACGGGGAAAACUCUGUUCAAGGGGAAAGAUUACCUGGAUCAGCUGACCCAGAUCCUGAAAGUCACCGGGGUGCCGGGCACAGAGUUCCUGCAGAAGCUGAAUGACAAAGCGGCCAAAUCCUACAUCCAGUCCCUGCCACAGAGCCCCAAAAAGGAUUUCUCCCAGCUCUUCCCACGCGCCAGCCCCCAGGCCACUGACCUGCUGGAGAAGAUACUGGAGCUGGAUGUGGACAAGCGCCUGACAGCCUCGCAGGCCCUCGCUCACCCCUUCUUUGAACCCUUCCGGGACCCUGAGGAGGAGACAGAGGCCCAGAAGUUUGAAGAUGCAUUAGAACAUGGCAAGCUCACCGUGGACGAAUGGAAGCAGCACAUCUACAAGGAGAUUGUGAACUUCAGCCCCAUUGCUCGGAAGGACUCACGACGCCGGAGUGGCAUGAAACUGCAGUGACUUGUCCAGCCAACCCCUGACUGAGCCUUGAGCCUGGGGACCACCACGUGGCACCGCCUGACCCUAGGACCAAUAUUUAUUUGUCAUUGCUGAAGUUUUCAACCCUUCUUGGAUUAUAGCCUCCUGUGCAGAGGACAGAAGGGCCCCGCUUCCUUGUGUAGGAAGCAGAAUUCAAAGAUGUUGGCUGGGAGAAAACAGCUCUGAUUGUAACCGGCCACAUUAAACACCUACCUGGAGAAUC